AUGCAGAAAUCUUUAGAACAGGCAUUGGAAGAUACAGACAAUGUCAAUGCCGGAGUCCAACACAGGAGCCCUAGAAGGAGACCCUUAACUAGUGAGGAAAAGUCUCUACAGGAAAAACUCUAUGACAUUUAUGUUGAAGCAUGUGAAAAGGAGACUGAGGUGAGGGAGUUCAGAAGCAGCGAGAGCUUGCUAGACCAGCUUAUCAGGAGUGAGGACUUUCCUUGUCUGGUGAUUGACCUCAACCCAGGGGAUCAGGGCUGUUUUGCAAUGAUCUUGGACAAAGAUGGCUCCCUUUCAGAGAGCAUUGCGCUGCCUUAUUCAGGAGAGAAACUGCUUGAAUAUUUAGAUGCAGAAGAAUUACCGCCAUAUCUGCUCAAUAUCUUGGAAAACUCUGAGGUGAACCUUUUCCACCAUGGCUGUGUCUUAGCAGAAAUCCGUGACUACAGGCAGUGCAGCAGUAGGGAACUAUCUGGUUAUCAAAGUCGGCAUAUUCUCUUGAAACCAAAGGUGAAGACUUUAAUGUGUGAUAUGGAGUACAUGGUAAGUGGUGGCCAUCGUUGGACUCAGGAAGAGAAACAGGAGUUUGAGAGCCAGAUGAUCUUAGCAACAGCAGACCCAUUGUGUCUUGAUCCUUCGGUCUCUGGAAGCUGCACUAGCAAAAGACUGCUGUGCCAGAGGCAGGAUGGGAGGGAUGAGUCGGUGAGGCCUAGCUUUAUGAGGUCGCCAUGGCACAGCGUGGAUUGGCAAUGGGAGCUGCCUAAAUACACAGCGAGCCCUGGGUUUGAGGCAAAGACUGUUUGCAAAAAACAAGCGGAAAGAAGUGGCCACCCUUAUGAUCUGGUGAUUGCAGCGGCGGCGGCGGCGGCGGCAGCGGCGGUAGAGCCCGGGGACACAGAACAGCAGAGACCCUGUGAUGUGGAUGUGCCUUCGGAGCUAGAUGUGCAAAGAUAUGCAAAAGGGAGUUCCUUUGUCCCAUUUGGUGACUCACAGGCAGCCGCCUGGGCCGUUCCUGAGGCAGGAGAUGAGUUUGCCUUGGCAUAUGAACCCGGUGAUCCGGCCAGGGACAUGAACUUUCUUAUCAUGCAGUCACUUAAUGACCCACUUCUUUCUGACAGCCCGUGGGCAGCUCAAGAAGUUGGGUGUGAGAGCCAGAUGAGUCCCCCUUACAUCUUCUCAAGUUACCCACUGGAUGCGUUGAUGGCAGGGUCCAAGCCCAAUGCAGGGCGGGCUGGUGGUGCAAGCCAGGAGUCUGUUCAGGGCAAUGCUGCAUGUUCACUGUCCAGUAAGAUGGAAUCCAAGUCCGGCGGCUCAGCUGUAGUCAGCAAGGCCUCUUCAGGGAAGAAGCCCAAACUGCCUACCUCCUGGUGGGUCCCAUCUCCCGCCUCAGAAUUACCUUGGGGGACAAGAAUCAAUCUUGCCUGCGUCUCAGGAUCGAGAGGUGUAGGACUCCAAGCCAAGAGCUCUCGGAAGCUCAGGCGUCUGGCUCCUGGUCCAGCUCCUCCUCCCAAACCUCCUCCCAAGCCUCCUCCCAAACCUCCUCCCAGGCUCCCUCCCAAGAUUGCUCCCAAACCUGUUCCCCCGCCCCCGCCGCCCCCACCGCCGCCCCCUCCCCCACGCCCUCCCAGGCUUGCUCCCAGGCCUGCCCCCCCUCCCCCUCCUGAUCCUCCGUCCCUUCGCAGCCCCACUCCUACCACUCCCUCUUCCAGUCCCACUCCCACUCCUAGUCCGCCCGGGGCUCUGGCUUCCCAUCUCGACCCCCCUCCCACACCUGCUCUCCCCACCCCUCCCCUUCCUUCUUCCACUGCUGCUUCCCUUCCCACUCUUACCCCCCCUCCAGCUCCCAGUCCUGUCCCCACUGCCACUGCCAUUCCCACCGCUGCGCCUGCUCCCAAGCCAGCCAGCCUGGCAGGGAGAUCCCGAGCAAGGGUCGUCAGGAGGAGUAAAGGGCCUCACGCGGCCAAGGGCCCUGCUAGCUCGUCAGAAAGCACCCAGGCCCCCAAGGCCCCCACCAGCUCAAGCAACCCAAAAGCCACCCAGGGGGCACAGAAACCUUCAGCUCUGGUAAGUGGCUCAGUGUUGGGGCUGGUCUGUCCCUCUGGCGCCCCCAUACCUGGGCAGGUCUCUCCUUCUGGUGGUCUGCUGUCCCUAGGAGUCCAGCUGCCCAAUGCCCCGGUUGGAUUAAUGCAACCCCCUACUCCCAUGGCGAUGCAGUUUCUUGUGAAUAAUACUUUAAAUUCCAUCACAGUGCAGAUUCCCCCCGGAGGUGUGGUCUUGAACCCCCAGCCUCAGUUAUAUCAGUUGCUUCCACAGCAACAGCUUCUACAAUCCAGAGCGCCUCCUUCUCCACAUCCAGUGCCCUCGGCUUCUGUGCAGGGGUCUGGCAGUCAACAGUGGGUCACCCCUGUGCAGGUAUCUAGCAGUCAACAGUGGGUCACCCCCGUGCAGGGGUCUAGCAGUCAACAGUGGCUCACCCCUGUUCAGGUGUCUAGCAGUCAACAGUGGGCCACCCCUGUGCAGGGGUCUAGUGGUCAACAGUGGGCUACACCUAUUCAGGGGUCUAGCGGCCAACAAUGGACCACUCCUGUUCAGGGGUCCAGCAGUCAACAGUGGGCCCAGUCACCUCAGCAAGCAGUAGUUGUUACCCUUGCUGGCGUGGGGAGUUUCCUGCUGCCCCACGCAACUCUAUUGGAGCAGUCAACACCUGGGCACAUUAUUCUGCAGAAUUGCCAGCCCCCUCCUCCUGCCCAGCCACAGCAGGUGCAGGACAGUAGGUUCCUUGCAAAAAGCUGUGUUUUUCCUUUUUCUGUGGCCUUCCCUGAAGGAGCUCUGCUCUCCUCCAUAAAGAGCUUCAGUGACCUGCAGCUGAGGUCCCUUUGGCCGUUCUGA
Messenger RNA from Dipodomys spectabilis (banner-tailed kangaroo rat), 2886 nucleotides. Its product is annotated as transcription factor SPT20 homolog. Gene Ontology annotation, cellular component: SAGA complex. NCBI's taxonomy places the organism in Eukaryota, Metazoa, Chordata, Mammalia, Rodentia, Heteromyidae. Gene Ontology annotation, biological process: regulation of transcription by RNA polymerase II. Gene Ontology annotation, molecular function: transcription coregulator activity. The record is from RefSeq and is a predicted model, not a curated record. The transcript has 3 exons. The coding region runs from base 1 to 2886 and encodes 961 amino acids.